Temnothorax curvispinosus is the source of this 1473-nucleotide messenger RNA. It is a transcript of the gene Jhbp2, whose product is annotated as protein takeout-like. The coding region runs from base 103 to 1068 and encodes 321 amino acids. The record is from RefSeq and is a predicted model, not a curated record. The transcript has 4 exons. Lineage: Eukaryota; Metazoa; Arthropoda; Insecta; Hymenoptera; Formicidae.
ACCAUCCUGUGUGUAAUACAUACCCGCACUCUUAUAUUAUGCCAUUUCUUUUGCGUCUGCACAUUGUAGAAGUUAAAAAGAUAAAGAGUACGCACUGAUUCGAUGUCCCGCUUAAGGUUCGAUACUCUUCGUCUUCUUCGUCCUCGAGGCCGGCAUAGCGGGGGCAAUGUCAAGGUGGCCUAUAAGGCCAGGCGCAUCCCUGCCAGUCGAUCAUUCCUCGUCGAGAAACCUGAUCGUUCCACGGUGUGCGUCGAUAGGUUUCCAGUCGAUAACGAAGAAAGGAAAGACGAAAAAAGCAAGCUGCCAGAGAUGAGGAAUGCUGUACUACUGUGCUAUGCGUGCUCGCUGCUGAUCGGGGCCCAGGCCAUCGGAAUAUACAGAGGCCUAGAGUUUUUAGAGCCUUGCUCCAGGAGCGAUCCGAAAUUGGAAGCCUGCCUCGCUCGAACGGCCAAUACACUUGUCGAACGCUUUCGUCAAGGUCUACCGCAACUGGGUUAUCCAGAAGUAGAGCCAAUUAUUCUGGACGAGUUGCAUAUCGCGCUCGGCGGCGGCCCGAAUGGCUACAAGGGGCAAUUCAGGAAUAUCACCGCGAGAGGAGUCUCCGCUCUGCGAAUAACUGGCCUCAGGACCAGAAUGACCGACGACGAGGUGCAAUUGCAAUUGGCCUUUAGCAUUCCCAGAAUUAGAGCGGCCGCGAGAUACCGGUCCAGCGGAACCUUGAUCUUGGUGCAAGCUAGCGGCGCCGGGGAUUAUUGGGGCGAAUACGAGGGUGUCAGGGCCAAGGUCUUUCUCAGAGCAAGACCAUUUGCGUAUGAAGGUCGUCGUUAUCUUAGAUUGCAGCAACUAAAAAUGGACUUUAGCGUACAGAAUAUCAGAAUGGGAGUUGAAAAUGUGCGCGACACCAACAGUAUAUUGCUGGCGGCGCUUAAUCUUUUCAUCAAUACCAAUAGUCAGGAAUUGUUGAAAGAAAUGAAACCGGAUCUGCGGAGGAAACUGGUGCAGGUGAUGACGACUUUUGUAGAGAAACUUUUUGCUCAGGUGCCAUAUGAUGCCUGGAUUACGGAUUAAACAAUCGGGUGAUAAAUGCCGAGAGGAAAACCCCAACCAUUACUGCGUCAUUGAUGCACUCUUGAACCGCGAUGCGAGGUUUAACGCGAAAAAAGAACGCUCUUGUGAACUUACAAUAGAAUCACGGAUGACAAAAGUAUCGAUUAUUUUUAAUCGGUAUUUCCAAGCGAGAAAAAGAUUUCGACAAAAAGUUUCCACGUAAUGAUCAAUGGUCUUUCUAAUUUUGCACGUGAAUUGCCCGAAGGGCAAUCUAUAUCUGCAAAGGUUAUAAACAAUUACGGUGCAUAUAUACGAUACAGGGUAUUUCAUAUAAAACUCGGCAAAAUUUAAGCGAGUAUUCUUUGAAAAAUUACUAAAUUUUUUUAUUUUUUAAGUGUUUUCCGAAGCACGAUUAUAAAGAUAUUU